GUGAUUGGCUGAUAAUGGAAGCUCGUCGUUUGACGUAACCAGAAGGCGCGCGCGAAACUACCGUGACUUCCCGUCGAAGCCGCAUGUCACCGACCUCUCCACGGUGUAAUAAUCCACGACGUCGCUGUUGGUGGUGCGAACGGCAGGAUGGCAGCGCUGUCGCAGCAUCCCGGAUACGAGGAGGAGAGGCUGCAGAGGGUCGCAGAGCAGCUGCCCUGCAGGGAGGUCCAGGCUGGGGUGCUGCUGUCGCUGAUGGGACAGCCGCAGCAGUACAGCUACCCUUCAGUCUUCAUCUAUGGCCAUCGGGCUUCAGGGAAGAGCCAUGUGAUGCACGUUUUGCUGAAGGAACUCGAGCUGCCUCACGCCACAGUCAGCUGUGUCGAAUGCGUUUCCGUUGCGUUGCUGUUUGAACAAGUGCUGCUGUCCUUCUUUGGCUGCGAGGCCGCCUCGCUGCUCCCCCGCAGUCCCUCGCUGUCUGACUUUGUACGCAUCUACAGACAGCAGUGCUCCCAGUCUCCUGCCAAGCAGACGCGAUACAUUGUAAUGGAAAAAGCCGAGCUUCUGAGAGACACGGAUGCAAACCUCCUCCCCGCUCUCCUGCGUCUCCAGGAAUUGGUUGAGGACAACAUUACCGUCAUCCUGCUCAGUGAAAUCGCCUGGGACAAAUUCAGACCAAACACGGGCUGUUUCGAGCCACUUCUGCUCCAUUUCCCCGACUACAGUAAAGGUGAGCUGCAGCAGAUCUUGUCCCAGGACAGACAUCCUUCAUAUUCAGCUGAGUUUUACUCGUCCUACAUCAACAUCCUGCUGGGAGUCUUUUACUCGGUCUGUCGGGACCUCAGAGAGCUACGCCACCUGGCUGCCCUCAACUUUUCAAAGUUCUGUGAGCCUUUGGCAGAAGGAAAAGUGAAAGAGACUGACACACACAAGCUGUGGAGAAACAUAGAGCCUCAUUUGAAAAAAGCCAUGCAGACAGUUUAUCUUCGAGAAGUGUCCAGUCUUCAGUGGGAGCAGAUGCAGCAAAUGGAAGAGAAGGAAUCGGGUGCCUUGAGAGGUUUAUCUGCUCACACUCAUGUUGAACUGCCUUAUUACUCCAAGUUCCUUUUGAUUGCUGCCUACUUGGCAUCCUACAACCCUGCCCGCACAGACAAACGCUUUUUCCUCAAGCACCACGGUAAAAUAAGAAAAACAAACUUCUUGAAGAAAAACGAAAAGACUAGCAACCACCUUCUGGGGCCCAAGCCUUUCCCUCUGGACCGCCUGCUCGCCAUUUUCUACAGCGUGGUGGACAGCAGAGUCGCCCCCAGUGCCAGCAUAUUCUCCCAGAUCUCCUCUCUGGUGACCUUACAGCUGUUGACUCAGGUCAGCCAUGAUGACCAGCUCGAUGCCCCAAAGUACAAAUGUGCUGUUUCUAUGGACUUCAUCUGUGCCAUAUCCAGGACGGUGAACUUUGAUAUUGUCAAGUAUCUGUAUGACUUCCUGUGAGCGUGAAGGGAGUAAAGGAGAGAUGACGCAUUGUGACAGUAAGACAAAAGGGGGAUUUCUCUGUAUACUAACACACUUCAGGAGAAGCAUUUGGCAGAAAUAUGUGGAGAAAAACUAAUCCAAUAAUGCCGCUGCCCCCUUGUGGCUGAGAAAUUAGCUUUUCCUGUAGAGUCUCUGUGCCUCAUACCAUGUUAAAUAUUUGCAUUUGUAAAAAAAAUAAAUGCCAUAUUGGCAAGUUGACUUUA
This is a messenger RNA of Xiphias gladius (swordfish), 1730 nucleotides long. RefSeq names its product origin recognition complex, subunit 5 (gene orc5). NCBI's taxonomy places the organism in Eukaryota, Metazoa, Chordata, Actinopteri, Istiophoriformes, Xiphiidae. Gene Ontology annotation, biological process: DNA replication initiation; DNA replication. Gene Ontology annotation, molecular function: DNA replication origin binding. Bases 148 to 1485 code for a protein of 445 amino acids. The record is from RefSeq and is a predicted model, not a curated record. Gene Ontology annotation, cellular component: nuclear origin of replication recognition complex; nucleus. The transcript is spliced from 15 exons.